CCCCCUCCGCCCCGUUACCCUACUGACUGAGGACCCGGUGGGCUGCCGGGGGCCGGCGGCGACCAUGACCCAGGCAGAGAAGGGAGACCCGGAGAACGGGAAGGAAAAGGGCGGCGAGAAGGAGAAGGAGCAGCGCGGCGUGAAGCGGCCCAUCGUGCCCGCGCUGGUGCCCGAGUCCCUGCAGGAGCAAAUACAAAGCAACUUCAUCGUUGUGAUCCACCCGGGCUCCACCACGCUGAGAAUGGGGCGCGCCACAGAUACCCUCCCGGUCAGCGUCCCCCACGUCAUAGCACGGAGGCACAAGCAGCAAGGCCAGCCCACGUACAAGGACAGCUGGCUGCUCCGGGAAGGCCUCAAUAAGCCUGAAAGUACUGAGCAGAGACAAAAUGGCCUUAAAAUGGUGGACCAGGCGAUAUGGUCCAAAAAGAUGUCCAACGGUGCAAGAAGGAUCCCAGUGUCCCCGGACCAGGCUCGAUCCUACAACAAGCAGAUGCGGCCUGCAAUUCUAGAUCACUGCUCUGGAAAUAAGUGGACAAACACAUCUCAUCACCCUGAGUAUCUAGUAGGAGAGGAGGCUUUGUAUGUUAAUCCAUUGGACUGUUACAAUAUUCACUGGCCCAUCCGCAGAGGUCAGUUGAAUAUUCACCCUGGACCUGGGGGCUCCCUUACUGCCAUCCUGGCAGAUCUGGAAGCAAUAUGGUCACAUGUGAUACAGAAAUAUUUGGAGAUCCCCCUGAAAGACCUGAAGUAUUACAGGUGCAUCUUGUUAAUUCCUGACAUUUACAACAAGCAGCAUGUGAAGGAAGUGGUGAAUAUGACCCUCAUGAAGAUGGGUUUCUCAGGCAUCGUGGUCCAUCAGGAGUCUGUGUGUGCCACUUUUGGGAGCGGCCUGGGCAGCGCGUGCAUCGUAGAUGUUGGGGACCAGAAGACCAGUGUGUGCUGUGUGGAAGAUGGAGUUUCCCAUCGAAACACUCGGCUUUGUCUCGCCUACGGAGGAUCCGACGUCUCGCGGUGUUUUUACUGGCUCAUGCAGCGAGCUGGGUUCCCUUAUAGAGACUGCCAGUUAACAAACAAAAUGGACUGCCUCCUCCUGCAGCACCUCAAGGAAACCUUUUGUCAUCUGGACCAGGACAUCUCUGGCCUCCAAGAUCACGAGUUUCAGAUUCGACACCCUGAUUCCCCGGCUUUGCUUUACCAGUUUCGGCUUGGGGAUGAGAAGUUACAGGCUCCAAUGGCUCUGUUUUACCCUGCGACUUUUGGCAUCGUCGGCCAGAAGAUGACAACGCUGCCCCAGAGAUCGCAGGGCGACCCCGAGGACCCUCAUGACGAGCAUUACCUGUUAGCCACGCAGAGCAAGCAGGAGCAGUCGUCCAAAGCGACUGCUGACCGCAAGUCCAUGGCCAAACCCGGUGGAUUCGACAGUGACCUGCGGGCUCAGUCUUCAGACAUGCCGGAAAGGCUCCAUCCCCAGGAAGUGGAGUUGGGGCCAUCUCAGAGCGACUGCCUGAUGGCGGGCAAUGAGUCCGAGGAAGCGCCCACCGCCAUGAUGUCCAGGAAAACCGCCGUCUCCCAGUUUGAAGGGAAAGCCCUGGGCCUGGACAAGGCCAUCUUGCACAGCAUUGACUGCUGCGCCUCAGAUGAUACGAAAAAAAAGAUGUACAGCUCCAUCCUGGUGGUGGGUGGCGGCCUGAUGUUCCACAAAGCUCAGGAGUUUCUGCAGCACCGAAUCCUUAACAAGAUGCCCCCUUCCUUCAGAAGAGUCGUCGAAAACGUGGAAGUCAUCACAAGGCCAAAGGACAUGGAUCCGCGCCUGAUUGCGUGGAAAGGCGGGGCCGUGCUGGCCUGUCUGGACACCACGCAGGAGCUGUGGGUCUACCAGCGGGAAUGGCAGCGCUUUGGAGUCCGCAUGCUGCGUGAGCGCGCUGCUUUCGUGUGGUGAACCCCGGGUGCGAAGUCUAGCCAGCAUUGCAGAUGAGAGCAAGCCAUGCGGCAUGGAAGACUUGGAUCUCAUUUAUUUUUCUAAUUUAUUGGUCCUUGUAUUGGGUUUUAUUGGGAGAUCUAUGAAAUUUAGCUUUCUGUUGAGAAUGUAGUAGUGUUUGUUUUAGAACUACAAACUGUACAUACGAUCAAGCACUUUGGAAUAAACUUUGUGUUCUCAACCGUC
This is a messenger RNA of Vombatus ursinus (common wombat), 2164 nucleotides long. It is a transcript of the gene ACTR8, whose product is annotated as actin related protein 8. Gene Ontology annotation, biological process: double-strand break repair; regulation of DNA-templated transcription. Lineage: Eukaryota; Metazoa; Chordata; Mammalia; Diprotodontia; Vombatidae. Gene Ontology annotation, cellular component: Ino80 complex. The record is from RefSeq and is a predicted model, not a curated record. The transcript is spliced from 13 exons. Bases 65 to 1939 code for a protein of 624 amino acids.